Molecule: messenger RNA, 510 nt
Organism: Nematostella vectensis (starlet sea anemone)
Lineage: Eukaryota; Metazoa; Cnidaria; Anthozoa; Actiniaria; Edwardsiidae
Product: alkaline phosphatase, tissue-nonspecific isozyme
Exons: 2
Biological process (GO): dephosphorylation
Molecular function (GO): alkaline phosphatase activity
Source: RefSeq, a predicted model, not a curated record
CUGCAUACUUUUAUCGUUUUUACAGACGACACCCUUAUAUUGACGACCGCUGACCACAGUCACACAUUCACCAUAAGUGGUUACCCGAAGCGAGGCAAUCCCAUAUUUGGACUUGUGGUCGAUAUCUACAAUAGGACAGUGGUAGCGUCUAGUGACAAGUUACCUUUUUAGUUACCUUACACGACCCUCGGAUAUGCUAAUGGGCCAGGAGGACUCAAGGUUAACGCGACCCGCGCCGAUCUUACCAUGGUCAAUACGGCUGACAAGGACUUUAAGUCGCAGGCGCUGUAUUACCAGAGUAGUGAGGCCCAUGGCGGCGAAGAUGUCGGUAUUUACGCGGACGGGCCUGGGGCCUACCUGAUGCAUGGUGUGGUGGAGCAGAACUACAUAUUCCACGUGAUGGACCACGCCCUCUGUCUGAGUGACAGCAAACAGGGUACGUGUACCAGGCACGUGACGAGAGGCGGGGCCCCCAAAACCACACCACGCCCACCCCGAGGUGCUUUGUGA